AUGUCGGAAAUUGUCGAGGAAGUAGUAAGAAACAGCACGGAAAAAUCCGAACCCAUGGACCCUCCGCCCAUAGCAGAAGAUGCCGUAUUUGGCGAGAUCACAGAGGAAGGGCCGAACUACAGAGACGUCGGAUGGCUAGGGACAGUGGCUCUCAUGAUGAAGACCCAGUUUGGCCUCGGCGUUCUUUCUAUACCUCAGGUCUUCAACACCCUGGGCUUGAUCCCGGGUAUUGUGUGUCUCUGCGUCAUUGCGUCCAUGUGUACCUGGUCUACUUAUAUUAUUGGACAAUUUAAACUGCAGCAUCCUGAGGUCUAUGGCAUCGAUGAUGCGGGCGAAUUGAUGUUUGGUCGCAUAGGCCGUGAGGUCUUCGGUGUCAGUGUCUGUAUUUACUGGAUAUUCUGUGCUGGUUCAGGUCUCUUAAGCACGUCUACCGGACUAAACGCUGUCUCCAGCCAUGGGGCCUGCACCACUGUUUUUGUUGCGGUCGCUGCGAUCGUUUCCUUCGGUCUCGCUAGCAUCCGUACACUAGGAAAGAUCAAGUGGACUGCUUGGGUUGGGCUGGGUUGUAUUUUUACUGCUGUGAUUAUGGUUACCAUCGCGGUCGGUCUGCAGGAUAGGCCUUCAGCGGCACCCAAGGGGAACGGCGCCUGGGUCUCGGAUUAUAAACUUGUCGGCAGUCCAUCGUUCACGCAAGCAAUAUCCGCCGUGUCAUCUCUCGUAUAUUCCUACUCUGGCACGCCUGGAUUCUUUCCCAUCGCCGCCGAAAUGCGCGACCCAUCGCUCUACACACGAGCCCUCAUAAUCUGCCAGGGAUCCGUAACUGCAAUCUACAAUGCCUCCGGGACUGUCAUCUACUACUACUGCGGGUCCUACGUUUCAUCGCCCGCCCUCGGCUCAGCCGGCGCCCUAAUCAAGAAAGUCUCGUACGGAAUCUCCCUCCCUGGCCUGAUAGUCAGCACGAUUGUCGUUCUACACUUCCCAAGCAAAUACAUCUUCGUCCGCAUCCUGCGCGGCUCAAAGCACCUGACUUCCAACUCCGUCAUACACUGGGUGACCUGGCUCAGCUGCACCUUGGCGAUCACAAUAGCCUCGUAUCUCAUCGCCAGUGGGAUUCCUAUUUUUGGCGACCUUGUCUCCUUGAUUGGUGCUCUUCUCGGAACGUUCAUGUCCUUUCAACCAAUGGGGUGCAUGUGGCUCUACGAUAAUUGGAAAAGGGACCGAGAGCAGCCCACGGCUAAAUGGAUGCUUCUGGCCGCCUGGAGCAUUGCGGUUGUUGCGCUGGGCUCGUUUCUAAUGGUUGCCGGGACUUACGGGUCCAUUACUAGCAUUAUCGCGUCUAGUAAGGCGGCGUCGGGAGCGUCGGCGUGGUCGUGUGCUGACAAUUCGAACUCGUGA
Aspergillus steynii IBT 23096 is the source of this 1395-nucleotide messenger RNA. RefSeq lists its product as uncharacterized. Gene Ontology annotation, cellular component: vacuolar membrane. The coding region runs from base 1 to 1395 and encodes 464 amino acids. Gene Ontology annotation, molecular function: amino acid transmembrane transporter activity. Gene Ontology annotation, biological process: amino acid transmembrane transport. The record is from RefSeq and is a predicted model, not a curated record. NCBI's taxonomy places the organism in Eukaryota, Fungi, Ascomycota, Eurotiomycetes, Eurotiales, Aspergillaceae. The transcript is spliced from 6 exons.